AUUUGUAUCCUCAUGGUGAAGCCUUUGGUAUCAAAGGCAUACAGGUGAACAUCUUGUGUAAAUGGAGAGGAUAGUGUACUGACAAGAAAUGAUGAAUACAGUUGUGAGAGGGAUGUCAGAAUCCCCUGAAAGAGCUGAAUCACCUGAUAGAGGUGUUUCAGAAUCCCCUGAUAGAGGUGUUUCAGAAUCCUCUGAUAAGGGUGUGUCAGCAUCCUCUCAAGGCUUCGAAGGUGGAGCCCACUUGAUUCGCCGGAUGUCAAUGGAUGGACAGACAACUUCUGAAGGAGCAUUUAUUGCCAGAGGAACUCAGAGGGGAAAAGGAAUUGCUGUCCUCACCAGCGGAGGAGACGCUCAAGGGAUGAACGCUGCAGUGAGGGCAGUGAUCCGCAUGUCAAUAUACCUGGGUGCAAAGGCAUAUUUCAUCAAAGAAGGCUACCAAGGGUUGGUGGAUGGUGGUGACCACAUUGUCCUGGCUUCUUGGUCAAGUGUCUCAGGAAUCAUUCACAAGGGAGGGACAGUUAUAGGUUCAGCCCGGUGCAUGGAGUUCCAUGAACGUGAUGGGCGAUUGAGGGCAGCUAAAAAUCUUGUGAAGAAAGGGAUCACCAACCUGGUGUGCAUAGGUGGAGAUGGCUCUCUUACUGGUGCCAACAUCUUCCGCGCUGAGUGGAUUUCUCUCCUUGAUGAACUUCUCCAAAAGGGUAUUUUUCUUCUCAUUCCCAUGACUUCAUGCCAUUCCUGCAUUUAAAUUUUGGCAAUUUUAUUUCAUGAUAACUGUGCACAAAACACUGCACGAGGAAUGUGCACUCACUUUGUCAUAUUAAUAAAUUUGGAAAAUGUAUUAGAUUUCAGGAUUGCUGUGUUCCUUUGAACAUUUUCUUUCUUAAACAAGUUUAA
Darwinula stevensoni is the source of this 894-nucleotide messenger RNA. Lineage: Eukaryota; Metazoa; Arthropoda; Ostracoda; Podocopida; Darwinulidae. The record is from the annotation of a GenBank genome assembly.